AUGUACUACCUGAGUGGAUAGAUAAAGCUAGGAUAUCUGUUAAACAGUGAAGUAGUUGACAGGUUAACGUAGUAGUAAUUAAUAAGAGAUGAGAUUGAUACAGAUUUUACAGAGGGCUUAGUAGAGUACUGCACUACUCUACUACUACUACUGCAUCAGAUUCUCAAAAAGUUCCUCUAGAUGGCUAAACAUACCCACCACUUCAUGAGGGAUGAUAUCUAAAUUCGAAAUUACUUUCUACUCAAUACUGGGAAGGAUAAUGUAAGAGAUUCCCUUAACCACCAUUUCAAAGGAAAGAACUACAAAUGGAUGGGUGGUAUGCUGACAUAAGACAAAUUUAUCUUGAAUCCUCGUAUAUCUAGAAGCACAGUUGUCAACAAAGUAUCAAAUCUAACUUUGUUUUUAGCAAAUAUCUGUCAACAAUAUGUUUGA
Tetrahymena thermophila SB210 is the source of this 432-nucleotide messenger RNA. RefSeq lists its product as hypothetical. NCBI's taxonomy places the organism in Eukaryota, Ciliophora, Oligohymenophorea, Hymenostomatida, Tetrahymenidae. The record is from RefSeq and is a predicted model, not a curated record. The transcript has 2 exons.